AUGAGUCACAAUCAGUUUACUAAAGUGAUGCAAGAUGAGUUUUUGGCUGUUUUGGACCGAAAACUAGAAGAUAAAUUGAAACCGAUCUUGCGGGUCAUUGAUGACCUUGCCAUUAGUGUGCAAUAUAUGAGUGAUAAUUUUGAUUCAAUAUCCAAAAGAAUCGAUGAUCUAGACGAGAAAUAUAAAUCAGUGAUUGAUGAAAAUAAGUGUCUGAAAGCGGAAGUGUUACGACUUUCACAGAUGAUGAGCAAGCAAGAAGAGGACAUUAAUAACUUACAACAAUAUACAAGAAGAGACUGUGUAGAAAUCGCUGGUUUGCCACGACAAAUGGGAGAGAAAACUAAUGACUUAGUUAUCAAAGUUGGUUUGCUAAUGGGUUUAAGUCUGGAUGAAUCAGACAUUUCAACCAGUCAUCGUUUACCGCAACCUACAAAUAGAAAUGAGAGUUAUGCUGCUAGGCUAAGACCCAGAGAUGGAGCUAAUAUCAAUCCUCCUAAGAUUAUUGUCAAGUUUGUACGAAGAGAGACGAAGGAAGCUUUCUAUUAUGGGCGAAAGCUUUUGGCUGACAAAUCAGCUCAAGAUAUUGGUCUGGGGAGAUUGUCCAAUGGUAGAAUCUACAUAUCUGAGAGCCUUAGUCCUAAGAAUAAAGAUCUUUUUGGAAAAUGUCUGAAAUUUAAAAGAGACCAUGGCUUUAAAUUUAUAUGGACUCAUUCAGGCCGUAUUUAUCUGCGAAAGGAUAAGGAUUCACCAGCCCAUAUAAUCUCAAAGGUUCAAGAUUUGGAAAAUGUGUGA
Dendronephthya gigantea is the source of this 792-nucleotide messenger RNA. RefSeq lists its product as uncharacterized. The record is from RefSeq and is a predicted model, not a curated record. The coding region runs from base 1 to 792 and encodes 263 amino acids. The transcript has a single exon. NCBI's taxonomy places the organism in Eukaryota, Metazoa, Cnidaria, Anthozoa, Malacalcyonacea, Nephtheidae.